UGUAACUGAGCACCUUUUAAAUAUUUAUAAACAUGUUAUCAUAUUUCAACGGGAAAUAUUUAUUUUACAUGUCGUGACAUGGCAAUUAUAUUUUAGUUUACAUACUGACAAACAUUUACCGGUAUAUUAAACAGACUAACUGGAGAUAUAAUCGAUUCUUCCUGGUUUCUUUAAAAUUUUACAGUGUCAAGCAGUUAUUUAUGAGAAAUGGAUAUGUAUAAGUUAUUCAAGGACAAUAUUGGGAAGUCCUCUGCCGAAGACAGUGAAUUGUUUUGUCAGCCUUGUUGCAGUGACGGAGAUUGGGUGGUUGCCAUAGGAUAUUGUCAUAACUGUGAGGAACAUUUCUGCUCUGGAUGCUUAAAAGUCCAUCGUAAACAGGCUAUGAGUAGAAAUCAUAAAAUUUUAGAAGGUGAAAAGAUGCCUAAAACGCAGAUUGCAUCAAUGACAUUGGAUGCUUGUUCCGACUUGUGUGUGAUACAUACAAAUGAAAUAGUAAAAUACUAUUGCUCAGAUCACGAUUUGGUAGGUUGCGUCGAUUGUAUGGUGUUAGAACAUAAGGCAUGUAAAGUAGAGCUAAUAAAAGAUAUAUCAACUACCUACUUUGAUGGUCCAGAGCACAAAAAGCUUCAAAUUAAAGUCGGCAAUUUCCUAAAAACUUUAGAACAAGUAAAUGAGGAGAUUGUCAUUAACGAGAAAAUCAUGCAAGAAGUAUACACUAAAGCUGUUGAUGAUGUUAAAGCAUUCCGAAAAGAAAUUGCCGAUUACUUAGACAAAGCCGAGAAAGAUAUUAUGUCCAAAUUGAAUGAUAGAAGGAUCACAGAUGAAAGUGUUAUGUCAAAAUUGAGAAAAGAUAGAGUCUCGAUAAAAGAGCGUAUACAAAAUUUGCAAGGAAAACUAAAACUCCAAAAAAAUCAAGCAAAUGAAUUGUUUGUAGCAGCAAAAUAUCUAAACGAGAAAGUGACUUCUAUUGACGCCAGUAUUACACAAAUGCUUACUGACAGCCGCAUCAAGUCUUACAGGUUUUACCGCUCUUCAGAAAUCAGUGAAAUUGUCACCUCCAUGCCAAAGCUAGGUGAACUGUUGCAGAAUAUAGCAGAAACAGAACCACAAUGUGAAAUUGAAAUAAAAGCAUUAGAUGAUACGUUUGAUUGCUAUAUAGAAACAUGUGUUCUGAUUUCAGAAAGGCAGCUAAUAUUAAUAGAUUCUGAUAACAAAUGUGUGAAAUUAGUUAAUGUUGAAAAACAGCUGUUAUCAGAAAAGUACAAAUUGCGUAGCAAGCCGCAUGGUGUAGCAGCUGUAAGUCAGAAUCUUAUUGCCGUGACACUUCCGGAUGAACAGAAGUUACAGUUUCUUACCAUUACACAUAAUGAAAAGCUCACUGGAAGCCAUGAAAUUAGACUAAGUGACACUUGUAGAAGUAUCGAUUGCAAAAAAGAUAAAUUAAUUUUAGCGUAUGAAGAUCAUGUGGAAAUCCGGAACAUUACUGGACAGUUAAUAAAAACAUUGUCAAUUUCAGACAGCAAGGAAAGCAUAGCAUUCGCAGCAGACGCAAAGACAUUUUAUGUUUCUAACAGUCCUUUGAUACUUGCUCCGUCUGUAUAUAAAUAUGAUUUUGAAGGCAAUGUCAUUGCUUCAUACGAGGGCAAUUAUUUGUCUGGUAUUGCUGGGCUCCAUAUAACGAAAGAUGGUACAGUGCUGGUAGGUAACUGGCAGAGAAAUGGAAGUAUUCUCAUGCUUUCACCAGAGUGCAGGAAGAUAUGUGAAAUUAUGAAACAUAGUCAACACGUCAGUUAUCCAUGUAGCAUUUCAUACUGUGAUGAAACUAGAAUGCUUUUUAUAUGUAACUAUGAACUCAAUAUGGAUCCUAAACUGAAAAAUGUUUUGAAAAUAUUUCAGAUGUAAAAUUUAAAGGAAAUUUUACCACAUAAGAUUUUCAUAAACCAUUCUAACAUAUUCUGAUGAAUUUUUGCUCGCCAUUGACUGUUAGGUAGGGUUUCACUCCAUAAAGAUUCAUAAUAUAUAUGUUCUAUUUAUAGGGAAUCCCAUUGUUCAUACUAAAAGUUUAACUUUCUAAGCAGGGUUCACUACACACAGGUUAACACUAAAUCAGGCCAGACAGUAUUUUAUUUUUUUACAAAUGUAAAACAACAUGACAGGCAGUUUAAAUUUAUUUUUUUCUUAUAAAGAAAAUAUUAAUAAAUUAUCAGAAACAUGCUUAAAUACAAUGUGAUAUAACAAAAAUAGAUUGACAAUCAAUGGCAUAAAAUGUCAGUUAAUGAAAAUGACGUAAAUGAAGUUACCAGAGCGAUAUUUUUUGCAUACAAUUACACAAAUAAAAACUUUGUUUUCCCAAUAUUCUGAACUAUGGGCUGCUUCAAAAUUGCACAAUAUCAGAGUAAUUGCAAAAUUUCAGAUAAAAGCAGGUAGAUUUUUUUCAAAAUUAAAAAAAAAACAGUUUCAGCAAUAAUGAAUAAAACUGAGAACAAUGUAAUUCAGAAUGAUUAAAGUUAUAAAAUACUCUUAUGCAGUUAGUAAAAUGUAUAAUGGGUAAAAUCAUGGCAUUAGAUACUGUCAAAUCAUACGUUUAGUGUAGACUUUACCCUGCUAAAUUUCUAAAAUGGACUGGUCAAUCAUUCAAUUUGGGCAGAUCCACUUAUUAUUUGAAGGAGUGUUCACUGAAAUUUUACUGACUGAAUAGCUAACAGUGCAGACCAAGAUCAGCCUGCACGGAUUUUGGUCUGCAGUCGUAAAAAAGGCAAAUUCACUUGCUGCCAGCAGGCAAAUGGUUAAUGCCAAAACUGGUGAUUUUAUAGCGAUAUAAAUUCUUUGAUUUUAACUUUGAAAAUAAAAUGAAUAGGAAUUUUAUUUUUUCUUUGGGAUCAGCUUCCAUAGAUUGACCCAUCCUCCAAAAUUAGUACUUCAUAAAUGUUGGAUUUUAGAUGUAUCUGACAGAUUCCACCAAAACAAUCACUUUGAAAAUAAGCAGUACUGUAAUAUCAUUCACUUUUGUGGGCCUGAAAUUUCGUGGUUUUGGCAAAAAAUGGCCUUUUCAAAGGGAUAUAAAUUCGAGGAUUUCUAAUUUUGUACAAAAGAGGAAUUAUGGGAAAUUUCUUGUUCAUUUCAAUUUAAUUUCGUGGAUGAACUAAACCAAGCGAUCCAUGAAAAAAAACUGUCCCCUUCUUCUCAAGCAAAUAAAUGACUUCACAGUAAAAUUAUGGUUUUCGUAAUUCACCGAAUUUUGUCUUCUAAAUUUUGUGAUAUUUUGAGGUACAUCUACAGAUAUGCUGCUUUAAAUGUAUUUUUUUUGCAGUGACAGAUAUGCUGCUUUAAAUGUAUUUUUUUUGCAGUGUUUAGAAAUAAUGAACUGGUAAUAAUGAAAUUAAAAAUUUUCAAUAGAAACUGAAGAAAAACAAAAAUUGCAAAUUACAAAACAAGAGCUGUCCGUAUGACAGCCAAGCUUGACUGAUCGAAAUAUUGUCCCAGAAGCAGGAAAAUAUUACCCAAAAAGGUUAAAUAUCAAAAGAGUUUUAAGUUCAAAAGGGGGAAUAAUUUGACCAAAAUGCAUAUCAGUUAUGGGACUUGCUGCUAUCAACUAGUUUUAUAACCCCGAAGGCACAUGUGAAGUUCCAAUUCAAUAUCUGCAUUAGUUUUGGAGAUAGAAACUUGCAUGUAAAACUUUAACCAGAAUUUUUAAAGUCCAAAAGGGGGCAUAAUUUGCCCAAAAUACAUGCCAGAGUUAUGGGAUUUGAUCCAGUGAGGUUAGUAAUUGAUCUAGAAAAAGAAAAAAUAAGUUUCAAAUCUAUAUGCCUUUUAGUAAUAGCUGUAUGUACUUGCACGCAAAACUUUAACCAGAAUUUGCUAAGUCCAAAAGGGGAUAUAAUUUGGCCAAAAUGAAGGUCAGAGUUAUGGGACUUGCUGCUAUCAACUAGUUUUAUAACCCCGAAGACACAUGUGAAGUUUCAAAUCAAUAUCUGCAUUAGUUUUGGAGAUAAUAACUUGCAUGUAAAACUUUAACCAAAAUUUUCUAAGUCUAAAAGGGGGCAUAAUUUGCUCAAAAUACAUGUCAGAGUUAUGGGACUUGACCCAGUGAGGUUGGUAAUUGAUCUAGAAACAGAAAAAAUAAGUUUCAAAUUAAUAUGCCUUUUAGAAAUAGCUGUAUGUACAUGCAUGCAAAACUUUAACCAGAAUUUUCUAAGUCCAAAAGGGGGGCAUAAUUUGGCCAAAAUGAAGGUCAGAGUUGUGGGACUUGCUGCUAUCAACUAGAUUUAUAACCCCGAAGACACAUGUGAAGUUUCAAAUCAAUAUCUGCAUUAGUUUUGGAGAUAGUAACUUGCAUGUAAAACUUUAACCAAAAUUUUCUAAGUCUAAAAGAAGGCAUAAUUUGCUCAAAAUACAUGUCAGAGUUAUGGGUCUUGACCCAGUGAGGUUGGUAAUUGAUCUAGAAAAAGAAAAAAUAAGUUUCAAAUCUAUAUGCCUUUUAGAAAUAGCUGUAUGUACUUGCACGCAAAACUUUAACCAGAAUUUUCUAAGUCCAAAAGGGGGCAUAAUUUGGCCAAAAUGAAAGUCAGAGUUAUGGGACUUGCUGCUAUCAACUAGUUUUAUAACCCCGAAGACACAUGUGAAGUUUCAAAUCAAUAUCUGCAUUAGUUUUGGAGAUAGUAACUUGCAUGUAAAACUUUAACCAAAAUUUUCUAAGUCCAAAAGGGGGCAUAAUUUGCUCAAAAUACAUGUCAGAGAUAUGGGACUUGACCCAGAGAGGUUGGUAAUUGACCUAGAAAAAGAAAAAAUAAGUUUCAAAGCUAUUUGCCUUUAAUUGAUGGCUGUAUGUAAUUGCAUGCAAAAACUUAACCAAGGUGUGAUGCCGACGCCGACGCCAGGGUGAGUAGAAUAGCUAGACUAUUCUUCGAAUAGUCGAGCUAAUAAAUCCAACACUGCAGAUUAAAGAAUUUCUCCAACUAAAGUUGUCACAGGAGUGACGAAUUAUACCCCCACAAUAUGGCCUUGUCACAGAACUAAGCCAAUGUCAAAGCCGAACUUGCUUGACCUACUGACCACAAAAUCAAUAGAGGUCAUCUGCUAGUCAUGAUUAACCUCCCUAUAAAGUUUCAUGAUCCUCCGCCCAAGCGUUCUCAAGUUAUUGUCUGUAAAAGGUUUAAAUGACCUUUGACCUUUGGAACUCAAAAUCAAUAUGGGUCAUCUGCUUGAUAUGACCAACCUCCAGAUUAAGUUUCCUGAUCCUAGUCCCAAGCAUUCUCAAGUUAUUGUCCGAAAACUGUUUAAAUGUUCCGUUUCACUGACCUUGACCUGUUGUGACCUACUGACCUCAAAAUCAUUAGGGGUCAUCUGCUAGUCAUAACCAACCUCCCUAUCAAUUUUCAUGAUCCUUGGCCCAAGCAUUCUCAAGUUAUCAUCUGGAAACUGUUUAACUGUUCCAAGUCACUGCGACCUUGACCUUUGGCCUACUGACCUCAAAGUAAAACUUGACCUGUAUUUCAUCAUGUUACACCUGUGUACCAAAAUUUAU
This is a messenger RNA of Mercenaria mercenaria, 5524 nucleotides long. RefSeq lists its product as uncharacterized. Gene Ontology annotation, cellular component: nucleoplasm; chromatin. Bases 208 to 1902 code for a protein of 564 amino acids. NCBI's taxonomy places the organism in Eukaryota, Metazoa, Mollusca, Bivalvia, Venerida, Veneridae. The transcript has a single exon. Gene Ontology annotation, molecular function: ubiquitin-protein transferase activity. The record is from RefSeq and is a predicted model, not a curated record. Gene Ontology annotation, biological process: positive regulation of DNA-templated transcription.